CGCUCGGAGCCACGUCCCGCCCCGGCCCCUGCGCGCGGCGGAGUUGGCAGCUGAGCGGUGCGGGCCUGGGUGUGGCCGGCGGAUUUGGGCGGCACUGGUCUCAGCGGUGCUCUGUGCUCUGCACGCCAGCUUUGCGCGCGUGUGGCUGCUGAGCACCCGGUGGACUCAGGCAGCACCAGGUCGACCGGGGCCGGAGCUUACUCCAGUUGUUUUGUGUUGUUACUUUCGGAGUAAAUAAAUUAAAAAAAUGAGUGAACUGGAACAGCUGAGGCAGGAAGCUGAACAGCUACGGAAUCAGAUCCAGGAUGCAAGGAAAGCUUGUAAUGAUGCAACACUUGUUCAGAUCACAUCAAAUGUGGAUUCAGUGGGUCGGGUACAAAUGCGAACAAGACGCACACUGAGAGGGCACCUCGCCAAAAUCUACGCUAUGCACUGGGGAUAUGAUUCAAGGCUACUAGUCAGUGCUUCUCAAGAUGGAAAAUUAAUUAUUUGGGAUAGCUAUACAACAAAUAAGAUGCAUGCUAUUCCUUUGAGGUCCUCCUGGGUGAUGACCUGUGCCUAUGCCCCCUCUGGUAAUUUUGUCGCCUGUGGAGGACUGGACAACAUCUGUUCUAUAUAUAACUUAAAGACCAGAGAGGGGAAUGUGAGAGUUAGCCGAGAGUUACCCGGUCAUAUAGGCUACUUGUCCUGCUGUCGUUUCUUAGAUGACAGCCAAAUUGUUACCAGUUCAGGAGAUACAAAUUGUGCUUUAUGGGACAUCGAAACUGCCCAGCAGACCACCACGUUCACUGGCCAUUCUGGAGAUGUGAUGAGCCUCUCUCUGAGUCCUGACAUGAGGACUUUUGUUUCUGGCGCUUGCGAUGCCUCCUCCAAGUUAUGGGAUAUUCGAGAUGGAAUGUGUAGACAGUCUUUCUCUGGACAUGUGUCAGAUAUUAAUGCUGUCAGUUUUUUUCCAAGUGGAUAUGCCUUUGCCACUGGCUCUGAUGAUGCCACUUGCCGUCUCUUUGACCUGCGUGCAGACCAAGAGUUAUUAAUGUAUUUUCAUGACAACAUUAUCUGUGGAAUCACCUCCGUAGCCUUCUCGAAAAGUGGGCGCCUCCUGUUAGCUGGUUAUGAUGACUUUAAUUGUAACGUGUGGGACACACUAAAAGGAGAUCGUGCAGGUGUUCUUGCUGGUCAUGACAACCGUGUCAGCUGUUUGGGUGUAACCGACGAUGGCAUGGCUGUGGCAACAGGCUCUUGGGACAGUUUUCUUAGAAUCUGGAAUUAACAGUGCAUACAAGUUUUCUGUUCUCUGUUGUUAUCUAGAGAAAUCAGUGCUGCAGCCUAUAGCUGUGAAAAAAAAUUCUACCUUAUAUUUGCAGUUGAAGAUUUUUCUAUUGAGAUUAUUAUAUACAAAAAGAAGCUUUCAGUAAACUACAAAACAGAAAAAAUGAUGAAAAAAACAAGGCAAAGGUGCUUGCUGAAUCAAAAGGACCAGUGUAUUGAGUUGAGCUAAUUUAACCUUGAUGAAAUUUUGCUUUUACUAUUUGUUUCCUUGUGUAGAACAAAAUGUACCCAGUAUAGCAAGCUCUCAUGUUUGUGUUUGCAUUUUUUAAGAACUAUGUUUUUAACUUUGUAUACAUCAGAAAUGUCACAUUUUUUAGUUUUGUAAUGGAGGAACCAGGCACAGUAAUAGAAGUAAUCCCUUAUGUGUGUGUCCUUAUUUUUGAAGAAAGUCUCCUUGAAUUCAAGCGACCUCCUGGUUGCUUCAAGUAUUAAGAAUGCUGACAGGGUAGGUACCUGAGGGGAGUCCUUUUCAAUAUCAUUAGUUUCUGGUGCAUCUUUUGCCAUCCUAUCAAUUUAAGUGCUCAAUUUUCAUCCCUUUGAGGGGAAGAUAGAUCUGAAGGCUAGGGAAGAGAGAUUUCCCUAUGAAACUUUAGACAUAUAUAAGAAACUUUAUUAAUAGGUAAACAACAGUAAUCACAUAUAAAUGGUUCUUGGCAUUUUAAAAAGAUUAUGAUCAAAUGACACUUUGAGUAAUCCUCUAAAUAGUAAGACUUUACUAUUGAUUCAUAUUCAAGAAUUGAGUUUGUAGUUCACUCAUUAUUCUAGAACAUUGACGAAUGUUUUCAUUGUUGUUGCAUCUGAAGAAUUUUACCCAACGCUCUCCAUCAGUAUGUGUCUAAAUCUAAGGAAACAUGAUGGCAUUACUUUUUUGAAAGUGUAAAAUCUAACCAGUCAUUAGACCUGCAUAUAGUUGUGACAAGGUGACUUUAUGAAUUUAUAUUCUCUGAAAACCUGACCUGAUGUAAACUGUCUGUGCCUUCAGAGUUUGAGGAGGAAACAUUGCAGCUCUGUUCUUCUGUGACUUUUCUUCCCUUAAAACAAAAUACUGGUUUCUAAGUGGUGCCGCUAUGCUUCAGUAAAUGCAUAGAUUCAAGUGAGUCCAUUUUAAAGCCAAAAGAAAAAUUCAAAGAGCAGUUCUUAAAGGAAUCAGAGGUAAAUACUAAGCAAUUCAUUCCUCUGCUUGUCAAUGGUGUAAUAAUGUGUUGUCUGUUACUAGAGUGGGCCCUCCUGGAUUUAAACAGAUACUUUCCCCCUUGGAUUUUCUCCUACAAAUAAAUCUAAAUGAUUGACAAUGGAAGAUUGUUAGUCUUGCUUCAUGGUGCACUGUGUUUUGUUAACUCAGUCAACUGUGUCAGCUACUGUUGAGAUAGGUUACCUGAAAUCCUAAAUAUUUCCAAAUUUUACAUGUCAGUUUUCAUUUUUAUAUUGUGAAUGUGCUAAUAUGUAUACCAACUAUAAUGAAGUCAGUUUUAACAUCAUUGAUAUUAAAAAGAGAAUAAAAUGAAUAACGGAAGAUGAAGAUAGGGGGCCAAAGUAACAGACUUAUAGAUUGGCAGGCAUGAAUAUAUUUAUACACACAUUUUUAUGAACUCUAUCCUGUUAAUGUUUGUGGGCUAUUUAUAUCACUUCAUAUACAGCUUUUUAAGAUUAGGCAAGAGUAUUUUAAAGGAAUGUAUUCAUUUCUAAAAGGGGGUGAGGAUUUGCCAUGUGGGUCAGCAAUUCAUUCCUAAAUCCUAGUCAAGAAAACACUUCUGCCAUGUGCAAAAUAGAGUAUUCCCCUCUACUUUGAAAGUUAUUCUAGGAACAAAAAACUUUAGUCAGAGAGGCACACAGACUAUAAUUCUAUGAUCUUAAAUAUGCUGAUAAAAAUGAUUUAAUGUUACUAGUUUCUAUGCAUAGUUUAAAAGCAAUUCCCAUAAUUAGUUAUGUGUUAGGCAACUGGAACCUACCCAAGAUUGUGGCUAACUGUACAUAUGGCCAAACGAUGACCUCAUUACCGCAUUAACUUACUAGUUAAACCUUUGCUUUCUAGUAAUAUGGGUUCCACUUACUAAAUAUUUUCACUUGCAGUUUGAAUUCAGCUGAUUGUCUACUUAAUUCUGUUGUUUUAAUGAGAUUUCCUGAAAUCAAAAAGAAUGAUAUAUAAUUUAUAGAAACUGUAUAGUUUGAAUCUUGGUUUUAGAAGACUUAAAAAAAUAUGACCAAAUGUAGUUUGAAGGAAUUUGUAUCAAGAAUAUUGCAGUUAUCUGAGGCCUAUUAAUCUUUCUUUUACCUUGUAAGAAACAGGUUUUACUUGUGGACUUUGUAAUCACUUCAUAAAAAGUAGUUUUUAAAGAUCUGAUAAGAAUAUUUUAAAGGCAUAUAUUCUUUUCUAAACUUAAUAGUAACCUGCCAUGUGUUUAACCAAAUCAUCCCAAAACCUGCUAAGAAAAGCACUUCUUGCUCCCAUGAGCUAGGUCCCUCCCUAGCUCACAUUUCUAUACCUGUAAUUCCAGGGUUACACACACCAUGAGUUCCAUCUUCAUAGAGGCAAACAUUUGGGCUUAAUAUUUCAAAUACAAGAGAUACUACCUGGCAGUUCUCCUUAAUUUAGAUUCAGCCGAACUGAUUAACACUGAUUAAUCAUAGAGCUAGUCUCCUAGACAUAACGGAUAUAGGGGCUUCUGGAAUAUGUGGUAGACAGUUUUACUCUAUUAAAAGAGAAAUGGAUCUUCACUUUUCCAGGUGAUAAAAUGAAACUUUUAUUAUUUAAAAAAAUACUGUGCAAUAUUAUAUAACAGACCUCCUGUGUUCUUAGAUUUAAUAUUAAAUUAAGAUUGUCCAUUUUAAAAGUGAAGAAAAGCUUCAGGAAGUUUAUAUUUUUAACAAUGAUGUCUCAUAUUUAAAACUGUAGCAAAAUUGAACACUUGUGGCUUAUUUGUUGAUGUAUUUAAACUUACGGAAACUGAUUAAACAAUCUCCCAAGAGCCAAACAUUAUUUUAAUCAUGAAGAUUUUCUUUCUAGAAACUUUAUAGUGUGAGUCAGGAUUAA
Molecule: messenger RNA, 4360 nt
Organism: Pteronotus mesoamericanus
Lineage: Eukaryota; Metazoa; Chordata; Mammalia; Chiroptera; Mormoopidae
Gene: GNB4
Product: G protein subunit beta 4
Exons: 10
Coding region: 248-1270 (340 amino acids)
Biological process (GO): G protein-coupled receptor signaling pathway
Cellular component (GO): cytoplasm; heterotrimeric G-protein complex
Molecular function (GO): signaling receptor complex adaptor activity; protein binding
Source: RefSeq, a predicted model, not a curated record